AAAAAUCCCAUUUCUAUUCUAACUUCCACAAAAAUGGCAAUUCGUCUCCCUUUGAUAUGUCUUCUUGUUUCAGUCACGGCCAUUGCGGCUGAUUUAACACCGGAACGUUAUUGGAACUCUGCCUUACCAAACACUCCCAUGCCAAACUCUCUCCGUCAUCUUUUUACGUCAGAUUUCACUGACGAGAAAAGCACCAAUGUCCAAGUAGGAAAAGGAGGCGUGAACGUUAACGCCGGAAAAGGUAAGCCUGGCGGAGGAACCGCCGUGAACGUUGGAAAAGGAGGUGUACAUGUGGACACCGGGAAGGGCAAAGGAACACACGUGAGCGUUAGCGGCGGAAAAGGUCACGGCGGAGGCGUAGGAGUCCACACGGGGAAGCCAGGAAAGAGAACCGACGUAGGAGUUGGCAAAGGCGGCGUUAUAGUGCACACGCGGCACAAGGGCAAGCCGGUCUACGUCGGUGUGAAGCCAGGACCAAACCCUUUUGCGUAUAACUAUGCAGCGAGCGAGACUCAGCUCCACGACGAUCCCAAAGCGGCUCUCUUCUUCUUGGAGAAAGACAUGGUCCCCGGGAAAGCUAUGAACCUCAGGUUUAAUGCGGAGGAUGGUUACGACGGUAAAACUGCGUUCUUGCCACGUGGAGAGGCGGAAACGGUGCCGUUUGGGUCGGAGAAGUUCUCGGAGAUCUUGAACACGUUCUCGGUGAGACCUGGUUCGGGAGAAGCUGAGAUGAUGAAGAAAACGAUUGAGGAGUGUGAAGCGAAAAGAGUCGGUGGUGAGGAGAAGUAUUGUGCUACGUCUUUGGAGUCGAUGGUCGACUUUAGUGUUUCUAAACUUGGCAAAGAUCACGUCCGUGCUGUCUCCACUGAGGUUGCUGAGAAGAAUGCACCGAUGCAAAAGUACACAAUCGCAGCUGCUGGAGUAAAGAAGUUGUCAGACGACAAGUCAGUGGUGUGUCACAAACAGAAGUACCCAUUCGCUGUCUUCUACUGUCACAAGGCGAUGAUGACUAGCGUUUACGCGGUCCCCCUAGAAGGAGAGAACGGUUUGCGCGCUAAAGCGGUUGCUGUAUGCCACAAGAACACCUCAGCCUGGAACCCAAACCACUUGGCCUUCAAAGUCCUUAAGGUGAAGCCCGGGAGCGUUCCGGUCUGCCAUUUCCUCCCUGAGACCCAUGUUGUUUGGUUCAGUUACUAGAUAUGCUUUCUAUAAUAAGUAAUAAUGUAUAAGAAGAUCUAUAUUCUGGGAUGUUUUGUAUGUAUACAUAUAUAGUAAUGUGUGGUUUCGAUAUGAUCAAUGCCCGAAGGCAUCUAUAUGUUUUGCUUUACGGAGUCUUCUAUAUGACCUACUUGCUUCUUGUUGUUUUGCAAGAGUAUAUUAAACUAAUAAAGUGGGUGGUGGUCUAGUGAUACUAGUUUCC
Eruca vesicaria subsp. sativa (arugula) is the source of this 1420-nucleotide messenger RNA. The record is from the annotation of a GenBank genome assembly. Lineage: Eukaryota; Viridiplantae; Streptophyta; Magnoliopsida; Brassicales; Brassicaceae.